UCUGGCUGGGCAAGGGAGAUGUCAAAAAUAUGAAACAUUAAACUGUAUGUCCGACCCAAUCCCGUCGGCUCAACUUUCUAACGCUGAAACGACACAGGAGAAUAAAGGAAGCUCAAAACUUGAAUCAGUUCAAUCUGAAAAUCCCUAAUUUCCCCAAAUUUCAUUUCCAAUUCCAAUCUUUACUUGCACAAUUCUCGCAAUCAACGCCAUUGUCAAAUGUUCAACAACAACAGCAUAUCAAUCUCAGUCUCCGAUGACGAACCGGACGAACUCGGCAGGAUGCGAGUCCGAGUUCGAAGGAAGCGCAAGAAAACCGGCCACCGACUCAAGAACGAGUUCUUGCACCGAGUCGUUCGGAAGCUCGUCAGAUACUGGGCUCUUCUAAUCUUUCUCCCAGCCCUUGGGUUGCUCCUCUACGAGGCAUCGAGGAUCGGGAGGAAGCCGAAUUCGGUGGCCAACACAGAACUCGGUGCGUCAGAAAAGUCGAUCUUGGUGGACUUGGAACUCAGUAACGUCACGAACCCGAGUUUGGAGAAGAAAUCGGACGGGAAUUUGAAUCGGCUUGAUGCUACGACUCGGGUUGUUGGAGGCGUUAGGCAACGUUGCUUGAAGAUCCUAUCUCCUGAAGAACUUGAGCAUCUGGAAAUUCCUGUGCAUGAAGAGGCCAAUAGUCCUGUUAGUAAAGUGUUAUACAUAUCAGAGAACGAUACUCCAUUCUUAGGAGGGAACAGCACUCUGUCUCAAGAGCACACAGAUGCCACAAGAUUUAAUUUAUUUACUGGAAGUCAAACUCUAGAUCAAAGAUCGAAAACGUUUAAGGUAAAUGAAACUGUUAGUAUGAACUGUGGUUUCUACAGUGAAAAUGGAGGGUUUAAGAUCUCAAAUGAAGAUAAAGACUACAUGCGAAGUUGCAAGGUUGUAGUGUCCACAUGUGCAUUUGGUGGUGGAGAUGAUCUUUAUCAGCCUAUUGGAAUGUCAGAGGCAUCACUUCGAAAGGUUUGCUAUGUCGCAUUUUGGGAUGAAGUUACUCUAAGUUCACAGGAAUCAGCUGAACAUAGAAUUGAUGGCUAUGGAUUUAUUGGAAAAUGGCGCAUUGUGGUUGUUAGGGAUCUUCCCUUUGCGGACCAAAGGUUAAAUGGAAAAAUCCCAAAGAUGUUGGCCCAUCGUCUUUUUCCUCAUGCAAAGUAUUCCAUUUGGGUAGAUUCAAAAUCCCAAUUUAGGAGAGACCCCUUAGGUGUGCUUGAAGUCCUUCUUUGGCGUUCAAAUUCUGUACUUGCAAUCUCAGAACAUGGAGCUCGCAGUAGCGUUUAUGAUGAGGCGAAGGCUGUUGUCAAGAAAAACAAGGCCAAACCAGAAGAAGUUGAGGUGCAGUUGAGUCAGUACCGCCAUGAUGGCUUACCAGAAGACAAGAGGUUCAACGGAAAGAAGGCUUUAGCCGAAGCAUCUGUUAUUGUGAGGGAGCAUACACCAUUGACUAAUAUGUUCAUGUGCCUUUGGUUCAAUGAGGUGGUUCGUUUCACUUCUCGUGAUCAGCUGAGUUUCCCAUAUAUAUUAUGGCGGUUGAAAGUGCUCAAGAACAUCAACAUGUUCCCUGUAUGCACCCGGAAAGAUCUUGUUAAUAGUAUGGGCCACAUACGAAAGGCUAAGCCACUAAGAAGUUGAUGGUAAUUGGGUAGUACUUCGACUUCUCAAUUAUUGAAUAGGGGGGCGCUGGGGCGGUCAGGCACUAGUAAAUUCCUUCAUUUGUUUGUAAUGUCAAUUGGUCGCUUACAUAUUUGAAUUUCUGUUCAUAAAAUUUUACAGGAAAAAUGGAUUUUAGCUUUACCGUUUGUUGUGUAGGACUUGCAUGGACUUGAAUGCCUGAGUUGUGCUUUAUGGGUCUUAAGGUUAGCGUUUGAAGAUCUAUUUUUCUCUUUCCACAUGACAUGGUCUUGGUAGGGAAUAUGUUUUGAAUUGUAGGUGUAAAGGGUACGAAACCUACCCCGACAAUCCAUAGUGAAAAAGAACAAAUAUUUUUUCUUGCAAAA
Molecule: messenger RNA, 2027 nt
Organism: Prunus dulcis (almond)
Lineage: Eukaryota; Viridiplantae; Streptophyta; Magnoliopsida; Rosales; Rosaceae
Exons: 6
Coding region: 217-1662 (481 amino acids)
Source: RefSeq, a predicted model, not a curated record